Messenger RNA from Arabidopsis arenosa, 907 nucleotides. NCBI's taxonomy places the organism in Eukaryota, Viridiplantae, Streptophyta, Magnoliopsida, Brassicales, Brassicaceae. The record is from the annotation of a GenBank genome assembly.
AGUUUCACACACCAAUUUCUUUAUAAAAAAUCUUGAGUUUGGCUUUCCGUUAAUUCGCUAUCAACUUCAAACGUCGAUGGUUUUAAUCUCUGAAACUUCCGACGACGGCUCUAAUGGCGACGAUCAUCGAAACAAGAAAGCUAAAGAAGAAGAUAAUCGAAACAAGAAACUGAAAGAUAAGGUUGUUAAGGUGUCGUCACUACCGAUUCCAAACGAACUCAUCUUACGUUGCUUCCUACUCGUUCGGAGAUGUCACCACCCGUCGCUUUCCCUCGUCUGUAGUUCCUUCCAUCGUCUCAUGUCGAAGCUCUACGACGAUCGCUUGCGUCUCGGCUACACAGAAAAUGUUCUUUACGCCUACGUUGGAUUCCCUCCUGUUGAAAACCCUAGUUGGUACAUUCUCCAUCGUAAACCCUAUCGUAACUUGCCUAACACGAUAUCUUUAAAAUUGUGCAAACUCGAUUCCCUCCCUCCCAUGCCUUGGGGAUCUACUGUCGUCACUAUCGGAUCGAAUAUCUAUGCCAUCGGUGGACGCGUCGGCAAGAAAUCCUUAAGCGAUGGAGGCGACGGAGAGACAUCCAUAAGCGGUGGACACGCAGGGGAGCGACGCAUGUCGGAUGUAUGCUUCUUUAGUUCUGUUGAUGAUGAAUUCAGAUGUUUGUCUCUAGCUUCAAGGCUUAGUUAGAUUUUCAUGAAACUUGCAGGUGAAGAAUAUUUAUUACAUUCUACUGUUUGAGCAGCUUGUUAUUGGUCUGAUAACAAAGAUGAAGCAGAGUGCCUAAAGAAGGCUCAAGAGUUACCUUUUUGCUCAAUGUGAAUUGUACCGUACAACUCUUAAGCUGUAAAAAAGGUUUAGGCCAUUGUUUUUGCCUUUAUGCAAUGUUUUUACUAAAUUUGUUGAAAUGCA